GAGAGAGAGAGAGCGCGCAGUCCUCCGCAGCGCACAUCUGCACCGCCAGGCAAAGAAACAGUCCGCUCGCUUCUCACAGCGCUACUGGCUGCGGGACUGCUUCCAUGAAAAGGAUUAUUACAACGUUUGUUUCCAGAAGCCGAUGAGAUAUAAACUCCCAGACAUCCCACUUUUCUGGGCUCAGUAAUCGGCUUUUUGUUUUUUAUGGGUUUAGUCUCCAAGCAACCGUCACAGAUCGACUGAAAGCAUAAGAGAAAAUGAUGAACAACAGAGAUCGCUGCAGGGUGUACAAGAGGGUGAGUGUCAUGUUUUUCCUGGCUGUCGUGGCGCUGACUGUCGUCCAGAGGGGGAGCAUCAAUAUGGGGACUCCCUUCGAACUCGAGAGGCAGGCACGCAUGGAUGCCUCUGCGGGAGUGGAGCCUGGAGCCGCUUUGGAAGAGAAGAGUGGCUCUUACAUGGGGUUAAAAGGCUUCUGGAAGUCGAGCAAAAAACAGCCAGCGCCUGAAGUUAAGGCCACAACGCAGAAGCCAAGAAUCACAGAGGACAGCAGCCCUAAAACGUGGGAUGUAACCAGCUCUAACUGUACUGCCAACCUCAACCUCUCAAGUCAGGACUGGUUCAGGGGCCUGGAGCAAAAUUUCAAGCAGUUCAUGCUUUUUCGACACUGCCGUUACUUCCCGAUGCUCUUCAACCACCCAGAGAAGUGCGCUGGGGACAUAUAUUUGCUCAUGGUUAUAAAAUCUGUGGCCACCCAGCACGAUCGCAGGGAGGUCAUCCGAAAAACCUGGGGCAAAGAGCAGGUGGUUGAUGGCAAGAGGAUUAAGACCCUCUUCCUUCUUGGUAAACCUUCCAAUGAGGCAGAGAGAGCGAACCAUCAGAAGCUAGUGGAGUACGAGGACUACAUCUACGGCGACAUCCUCCAGUGGGACUUCCAUGAUAGCUUCUUCAACCUCACGCUUAAGGAGACUCACUUCCUCAAGUGGUUCCACACUUACUGCCCCAGCGUACGCUACGUCUUCAAGGGGGACGAUGAUGUGUUUGUCAGCGUGGAGAAUAUCUUUGAGUUUCUAGAAAGCAGCAAGCACACAAAGAACCUGUUUGUGGGGGAUGUGAUCUUCAAGGCUAAGCCCAUUCGUAAAAAAGAAAACAAAUACUACAUCCCCCAGGUUCUGUAUAAUAAGACACACUACCCUCCAUAUGCAGGUGGAGGGGGUUUUCUGAUGGAUGGGACCCUGGCAAGGAGGCUUCACUGGGUAGCAGACACCCUGGAGCUCUACCCCAUCGAUGAUGUCUUCUUGGGCAUGUGUCUGGAGGUGCUUCAGGUCACUCCUGUAAAACACAACGCCUUUAAGACGUUUGGCUUGGUGAAAAAUAAAAACAGUAAAUUGAACAGAGAACCCUGUUUCUUUAAGAGCAUGAUUGUGGUGCACAAGCUGCUUCCGUCGGACCUCAUGCACAUGUGGAAUCUGGUCAACAGUGACCUGGUCUGCUCACAAAAAGUGGAGAUCCUAUAGCUUGAUGGGAACACCAGGUAAGGACAGCACCAAAAGAGCUGAGCUACACCUCGGUGGAUACAAGUAUGACUCAUGAAAGUCAAAAGGCAAAUUUCCCUCUUUGUGGAGAGCGGCCAUGGACAAUUUUUGAAUUUACUGUUUCUGUGCAGUCAUGCAAUUUCAAUUUUUGGAGGAGCUUCCUCAAAAGUCAAGUAAAUUAUACAGAGUUUUUAAAGGUUGACCUAGAAUCGUGUAUUUAUAUAGGCUUUGAAGGACUAACACUGUCAGCACGCAGAUUCUGAGACAACAACCAAAGUUGAGUUGCUGCAUCAAUGGGCACACUAAGGAGGACAGUUAUUUCCCCUGCCUUCCACCUUGUGGCCGAACCUGUAUUUGUUUUUCCUUAUGGUUAGAUAAGUUUUUCAUGGGCCAAGUAUCCAGAAGCCUUGUGUCAGUGAGUUGGCACCAAAUCAACAAUGAUAGCUAACCCAUUAAUGUGAAUACACCUAAAAAAAUUAAGUUAAGUUAAAAUCUGUUGGGAGGGCAAGUGAUAAAACCAUGAAUAUGUUGAAUUUGCAGUAACAUAUCGCGCUUUCAGAUAGGUCAGAUGGAAAUAAUGUUUGCUGUAGUUUAUUCUUGAAAAAUAAUGGGCAGUUACUAUUAGUGUGUGCUCUGGAAACUUGGGUUCGAAAAGCCAUUGCACACGCUGCACAACCUGUAGUUAUGCAAGCCUUUUGGGGUUUGCAGUAAGUGUUACACAUUGCCGCCAGUAUGGCAUGCUGCAGUGGCUUCAAAUAGUUUCAGUUAAGAGACAGAAACAACUCUCUCUACCUCAUUGAUUUGGUAUAAAAAGAAAAACUCCUAAUGUUCAUCAUUGGUCAGCUUUUCUACUGUAAGUGUAACCAUGAAACCAUUAUCUUGAUAUGCAGUACACGUUCCUAAAGUAAGAUUUUAAUCACACUUAGAGGUCCUUGCACUCAUUUUUUCUGGAAUGUGACUGACUUGAUCUGGACGUCUACUACUCUUAUACUACUGGAAACUUUAAAACAAAAUUUCUAAACUUGUUACUUGUAUGCUGUUUGUGGAUUUGAAUGUGCUGAUAUACUUGACAUGGAUUUGGUAGAGGGUUUACAAUGACACUGUGAACUAAAACUAUUGCUGGUACGAGUAUCUGACAUAUUAAUUUAAUCAUCCCCCAAUGAAAAGGGGCAAAUGUGGGGUUCUUCUAUUUAAUUUAAAAUAUCAGAUGAGGAUAUUAAUGGAAUGUUCAAUGAUUAUAAAGACGAAUGUUGUGGGUGUAGCGGGUGGUGAUUAUGUCUAGGUGAUGUAAAUAUAUGUAAAAAUCAAAAUGUACAUAAAAUGUCCUUUGUAA
Messenger RNA from Morone saxatilis (striped sea-bass), 2865 nucleotides. RefSeq names its product UDP-GlcNAc:betaGal beta-1,3-N-acetylglucosaminyltransferase 7 (gene b3gnt7). The coding region runs from base 258 to 1514 and encodes 418 amino acids. Gene Ontology annotation, cellular component: membrane. Gene Ontology annotation, molecular function: hexosyltransferase activity. Lineage: Eukaryota; Metazoa; Chordata; Actinopteri; Moronidae. The record is from RefSeq and is a predicted model, not a curated record. The transcript has 2 exons.